AGUACUUGUGUUUGUGCUAAAGACCCGUGUGUUUUUAUAGUUUGAAGGUGUUUUAAGUAUAAUUGGACGAUAUAAUUUUUACCUAUCAUGGAAGGUAUGACACAUGGUGCUCGUACUCGUGGACUGCGACGAGGUAGAGGUGUGCGGGUUCGACUGCCGGUGCCAGCAGUGGUGGAGGUCUCACGAGGUGGUGGUGUUACUGGUGGUAGUGGCGGUCGUGGUGGUCGGGGUAGUCCUGGUUGUCGGGGUGGUCGUGGUAGCCGCGCUAGACCCCAAGGCCCCAACAGGCUUAUUAUUCGCGACAUUACUGAGAUGCCGAUCGGUGAGGGUCUUGAAACUCCACUUCAUCCCAGGCGAAUGCGCGUGUGGCAACCGUCUAGACCUCAAACGGCUCCCACACCCGCACCGACCGCUUCAGCCCCGUGCACGCCAUCCGGCUCAUCAACGAUGGUGUCUCGUGAGAGCCAAUCUCCCGUUUUAGUGAUGCCGCCCUCGCCGGCAAUGUUUGUGGAAUGUAGCCUGUCAGGCCUAAGCACGCCAUCCGGCCCAUCUCCCGUUUUAGAGAUGCCGCCCUCGCCGGCAAUGUAAGUACCCAGAUUCCUUUUUUUCUUAUCUCUAAAAAGAUGGGUACCAACUACAAAACUUUUUAUUUCAGGAUUGUGGAAUGUGGCCAGUUACUGAGCACGCCAUCUCGGUCACCGAUGGUGCGUUCUUGUCCUCGCUUUCGUCAGAACUUAAAUGAUAACGA
Messenger RNA from Spodoptera litura, 748 nucleotides. The record is from RefSeq and is a predicted model, not a curated record. NCBI's taxonomy places the organism in Eukaryota, Metazoa, Arthropoda, Insecta, Lepidoptera, Noctuidae.